AUGCUGUGGCUGUCCCCUCCAGUCUGUGGCUGUCCCCAAGCUCUCGCUCUCUUGCAGUUCGUGCUGAAGCACCAGGAGUUCGCUUCGCUCCGGGAGGUGAAGGGCUUUCCCAACGCCCUCAACCCGCACAAGGAGGAGUCGCGGGCGCUGGUCAGAGCCAUGAUUGACCAGGUCAUGGCGCUGCAUGGAGACCUGGAAUGGUUUCACAUCGGCUGUGAUGAGGUCUACUACCUCGGCGAAGGAGAGGAGUCAAAGCGGUGGCUGCAGCAACCAGACAACACUCCAGAGAAGCUGUGCUUAUCCCACAUAAAAGCAGUUGCAAGCUGCCUGGUCUCGUGUUACCCCACCGUGACGCCCAUCGUGUGGGAUGACAUGCUCAGAGGGAUGAGUGAGGAAACAUUGGCAGAGUCCGGGGUCCCAAAGCUUGUGCAGCCAAUGAUCUGGGACUAUGCCGCAGACCUCGAUGUGGAGGGCAAAGUGCAUCUCAUAGAGAAGUAUCGUAGAUGUGGCUUCUCCAAGGUGUGGUUUGCUAGCGCUUUUAAAGGAGCUACGGGAGUGAAUCAGUCUCUGACACUUAUUGGCCACCACUUAAAAAACCACCUGCGGUGGCUGGAAGUGGCAAGGAAUAGCCCUGCUGAUGUCCUUGAAGGUAUCGCGCUGACCGGCUGGCAAAGGUACGAUCAUUUCUCUGUUUUGUGUGAACUUCUCCCUGUGGCAAUUCCAUCACUGGCCGUAUGUCUGCAGGCACUAAAGAAUGGUGGUUAUUCUGAAAAGGUUAAAGAAAAUGUGGAAAAGCUCCUGGGAAUGUCCAACCUGGAAAUGGAAACUUUCAUGAGCACGAGUCUGGGGACCUUUCCUGGGAGCAACAUUCUUACACUUGUGACGCAAGUUAGUUUCUACCUCAAGUCAUCAGUGGAUGAACUUCUUGAAAGGAACAGAUAUGUCACAGGCUGGUUCAGCCCCUACCACAGGAAAAGGAAGAUUAUUCAUCCUAUAAUAAUGCAUCACUUUCAGCCAGAUGCAGUAAGUCUCCUCUCCAAGUGGAAUGCUGUGGUGCAAGACCUCCAAGCAGCCAUGGAGCAAGUUUUCCACAAGUGUACUGUAGAGGAGUGGAUGGAGGAGAACGUCCACCCCAGCCUACAGAAGCUGCAGCAAGUGGUGGAUGAUUUAGAUAAAGCAAUAAAAGCCCAGAAUUAGGGGCAUUUCAAUUAGCCUGGCUUACUCCAUGGG
Messenger RNA from Pterocles gutturalis (yellow-throated sandgrouse), 1230 nucleotides. It is a transcript of the gene HEXD, whose product is annotated as hexosaminidase (glycosyl hydrolase family 20, catalytic domain) containing. The record is from RefSeq and is a predicted model, not a curated record. Lineage: Eukaryota; Metazoa; Chordata; Aves; Pterocliformes; Pteroclidae. The transcript is spliced from 9 exons. Gene Ontology annotation, molecular function: hexosaminidase activity. The coding region runs from base 1 to 1197 and encodes 398 amino acids.